Lycium ferocissimum is the source of this 573-nucleotide messenger RNA. RefSeq lists its product as uncharacterized. Gene Ontology annotation, biological process: root development; shoot system development. Bases 1 to 573 code for a protein of 190 amino acids. The record is from RefSeq and is a predicted model, not a curated record. NCBI's taxonomy places the organism in Eukaryota, Viridiplantae, Streptophyta, Magnoliopsida, Solanales, Solanaceae. The transcript has a single exon.
AUGGCUGCUUCUUCUUGCCACAUUAGGUCAAUUAGUUUUCCCAGCAGACCACACAAUGAAAGAGUGGAAGAGAUUCUCAACAAGCUCAAUGCAGUGGAAGUAUCUGCUGCAUCAACAGCAGAGACUAUCUGCCGUAGUUUACUUGUUUUGGAAGACCUAUCCAAAUGUGUUGAUGAUCUUCUUAACUUGCCUCACCUCUCCCAACAUGGAAAAUGGUUUGAAGAUUUAUUAGAAAAAUCCAUAAGAAUUCUUGAUUUUUGUGGCACGAUAAGGGAAUUAGUAUCACAAUGUAAGGAAAAUGUAAGAGAUGUAGAAUCCUCUGUCAGAAGGAGAAAGCAAGAUUCAAACGCAGAAGCCAACAUAGUCAGAUUCGCCUCUUUUAGCAAAAAGAUGAGGAAGGACGCCAAAAGAUUAGUCUUCUCCUUAAAGCAAAUGAAUGAGGAGUCUGAGAGAUUAGUGUUCCAAGAUACAGAUCCGGAAACAGAAUUUGCGAUUGAAGCAAUGAGAAAGGCCAAUACAACAUGCACUCUGAUUUUCCAAAUGCUCUUGUUUUUCUUGUGUGUGCACUCUUGA